Molecule: messenger RNA, 2140 nt
Organism: Amphibalanus amphitrite
Lineage: Eukaryota; Metazoa; Arthropoda; Thecostraca; Balanomorpha; Balanidae
Product: methionine-R-sulfoxide reductase B1-A-like
Exons: 5
Molecular function (GO): peptide-methionine (R)-S-oxide reductase activity
Source: RefSeq, a predicted model, not a curated record
AUUUUUAUCUAUUUGACGGAAAUAUGCUCUGGAAACUUACCCAAAUAUUUAGAAUGUUUCGAUAUAGCGUUUGUAGUUUCAAAUCAUGAGGUCACAUGACACCUUCCGCAGCAUAUCUAUAGCCCUUUAGAACAGGCUCGGUCCGAGAACAUUUCUUCUGAGGUUAUGUAAUAAACAGAUGCAUCACGCUUCUGUGGCGGCGGUGGAAACAGUUGACGGUGUGGCAAUUAUCCUCAAUUAUAUACGGUCUUUAAAUAAAGAAGAUGUCAUUUUGCUCCUGGUUUGGAGGUGAAAAGUACAGAGAUCAUUUUGAACAUGGUCUGUACGCCUGCUCCGAGUGCGGUCAUCCGCUGUUCCCCAGCGAGGCAAAGUACCAGCACCACACUCCGUGGCCAGCCUUCACCAAGCCUGUGUCUGCAGAUGCCCUGAAAAGGAGGAAGGAGUCGUCAACAGCGUUCAAGGUGUUGUGCGGAAAGUGCGGUAACGGCCUGGGUCACGAGUUCAUCGGAGACGGCCCCAAGGGCGGCUCGCGCUUCUGAAUAUUCUCUCACGCUCUCAAGUUUGUACCUCACAAAGAGGUCAUCAAGCGUGAGGGCGCUGCCAACGGCACCAGCACGGGGUCGGUCUCUGGUGAUGUGAAGAAGCAGUAAGCGGUGAAGAUGUGGAAACUAUCGCGGGGCCGGCCGGUCGGGCGGCGAGAACGGAUAUUGGUGGGCGGACGCUGCCUCAAGAUAAGGCAUGGAUGAAGCAACCAUGGAGUGCUGACUAUCGCACGAAGACUGGACGCAAAUAUUGGUCAUUCGCCUACACACGGAUAUGAAUCCGCGUCAGAAAUGACGUGCUAAUUACUUGAAAUGCAGCCUGCGGUCCACGCUUAUGAAGUCAAAGGUAACCAGAUUUGUCCGUGAUCCGUCACUGGUUCCGACGAAACUGGCAAACCGAAACAAAAACAAAUAGAGAAGCAAAUCGAACAAACAAGCACACAUGACAGACGGCGGUGGCGGCGCCGGGCGGCUCCUGAGUCGGGGUCGGAUGACGCUCAGUAGGCAGACCGCUGCGGCGGACCCACUGGGCCGAGGGUAUACCCCGACCGCGGCGUCCCGGCACCGCUACCGCUGUGACCCGAUCGGUCGGCGCCCGGGGGGGGGGGAGAGGGAGGAGAGAAGUAGGUAGACAGGUAGAGAAGUAGAGAAGGAGGGAGUGAGGGAGGGAGGCAGAGAAUGUUCUACAGAGGGAUUAAGGGCCGUGUUGUGUACUCGUACUUCGUACCUGUGGUGUGGGGACGGGGGAGGGGGCGUUUUGGAACGUCAAGUGAAAUGAGAUGUGUGCCAUCAACGAAGGCGCCUGCUAUGACUCAGUUACCAUGUCACGAUUCUUUUGGUGCGAUGUUCCCGACAUGACGUAUUCAGGUUCAGUGAAUGUUGUUUGUCGCGAUAUAUUUGUUCUAAGUGCUAAACGUCAUUUAUUCGUAAUCCGGCCCAGCUUUGGAGGGACACGGGUAACAGUUUUCAGUUCAAAGUUUCUCGAUACUGAUUGCCCCAGCAUGACAUGCGCCCACGUUCCUCAAGACGCUGAUAUCGCUUUUGUUCGUAUUCAACUCUGGUGCGUUUGACGUCUCUUGUUCAGUUUACUCUACGGAGGCUGAACACCUGAUGUUUUUAGCUCAUGUUACCUACUUUAGGGCGGCACAACGAUAUUUGUCAACGUAUUGCUAUCGCGUCGCACUUCACAGUGUCCCAAACUUUGCUUUUGCGAGACGUGCUCUAUCGUGAACCGCGCAGAUACCUACUGCGGCCUUUAUGCGUGUUCCCGCUCAACACAUGAUAUUGUGGCGCUUAUAAAUGUAUUUUCGCACGAAGAAGCGCGAACGUCAUGUCACAGCCUGCCUUUGUGUCCGGGGCUCAGGCUUUUUAGAGAUGUCCUUGAGACAGAUGGGACGGCUGUUCGUACUUAUACUUAAGUGAAGAAUGAUCUGUGGGGUACAUACGAGUUAUAAAUCACAGUUCUCACGUGUUCUUACGAACACAUCGCUAAUUAAAAAUGCCUAUUUAUGAAGCUCAGGAACGCCGUUUUAUUUUAUCCCGAUCAACUUGUAUCGAUCUUGCCAGCUCGAUGACAUCAAUACAUCCCACAAGCUGGA